Messenger RNA from Moneuplotes crassus, 1710 nucleotides. NCBI's taxonomy places the organism in Eukaryota, Ciliophora, Spirotrichea, Euplotida, Euplotidae. The record is from the annotation of a GenBank genome assembly.
GGCUAGCAAAAUUUUCGAAUAACAUCCUGUUCAAUUCAGCAAGGAUGUUCUGUACUCCAAGCAAAGAUGCAAUUGACUUACUUGACAAAAUUCACAGAGAGGCUCCCAAGAUCUCUCCCAAAGUUAAGAAGGUGACUAAAGUUGGGAUGCCGCAAUUCAACAAAGAGGCAGAAGAAAUCUCUGAAUCGAUCACUUUCAAGCACACUCCAAACAAGUUUAUGAAAUACAUGGACACAGGAAUGGAGAAGUUCUUCUAUCAGAGGGAUUACAAUAAAGAGAACUUUGAUUUCUACCUCCAAGUGCUUAGUUCUCAGUAUAAAGUUCAGGAAGCUGAAGGAGCCAUGGAGAAAAUGAAGCUAUUAGGAAUUGAGCCUGACCUUGCCACGUAUAAUCAUCUUCUGACCAUCUACGCCAAGAGCGGAAACUUAGAGAAAGCAGAAGAAGUCUUUCAACUAGCAAAAUCUAAAGGGCUCCACCCUGGUAGAGAUAUGUAUAAUGGCCUCAUACUUGCUCAUGCUAAGCGAGAUGAGCCCAUAGAAGCAGAAAAGGUUCUCAGAGAGAUGGUCGAGGAUGAAAUUACUCCUGAUGUUGUUAACUACACUACAGUUAUACAAGCAUACCGGAGGACAGGAGAUUAUGAAAAAUGCUGGGAAAUUUUCGAGAUUGCCAAUGAGAAAUUAAUUCAAGAUGAAUUCCUCAUAUCCUUCAUGAUAAGAAUCUGCGCCUCAACACAUCAAGCUGAGAAAGCAAUCAUGCUAUGGCAUCGACUGCAGACACUCGGAUUUGUAGAAUAUGCUGAACCCUAUAAUGCGAUAAUCUUUGCUUUAGCAUCAAGGCCAGAAUACGCAAGACAGGCUGUUGAAAAAUACAGAUUGAUGCAGAAAAAGAGAGUUGUUCCUGAUUACCACACCUUUGUAGCAGUACUUAAAGCAUCUAGCCAAUAUGGAGACAUCCAACUUUCGAUUGAAGUAUUAGACACUAUGAAAAAUCUCGGAUUCGAAAUGAACGAAUACAUAUACAAUGGCCUCAUCAGGACCUAUGCAGGUGCAUGAACUAUCCCAGACAUUGAAGAAGAGCAAAUAGAGAUUUAUGUAAAGGAUGCCUGGGCUUUAUUAGAUCAAAUGAAGGAGAAGGACAUUCCUCUGAACCAGAAUAUCCUUGAUAGUAUGGUUUACCUGCACAGAAAAGCUUUGUUCAUACCAGAGUUGCAUGAUAAAGUACUGCCUUUAUACGAAAGGCACAACAUUGAGCCAACAAUCUACACGUACGAGAACCUGAUCCAGAUAUAUGCUGACCUAAGCGAGACUGAGCUUGUCUUCGCGACUUACGACCGGCUACAAGAACUUGAUCUAAAACCGAACCCAAGUAUUCUCAGGAUCUACCUUGCAGAGGCUUUUAGAUCCAAUCACAUGAACAGAGUAUGUGAAGCUCUUGAGACUUAUGAAGAGUUGAAGUUUUUCCCACCAGGCAGGAUCAUAAACAGUCUGUCAAAGAUAGUAAACCCUUCAGAUAGGUUAUUCGUAGCUCUGAAGAGUAUGCCUAAGCAGUACCAAAAGUACCGUGAGAAGAUGCGAACCCAUCGCUCACCCAAUUAUGUCACCAAGCAGAGAAAGUACCCCUACCGGAUCAGCAGGAAGAGGGUCCAUAAGAACAGAAGGAUCAAAAGGAAAGGAUUUUAAGCAGUUUAGUUUCAACAAUUUAGCUUUAAAA